Perca fluviatilis (European perch) is the source of this 2174-nucleotide messenger RNA. RefSeq names its product basic helix-loop-helix family, member e22 (gene bhlhe22). The transcript has a single exon. The record is from RefSeq and is a predicted model, not a curated record. Lineage: Eukaryota; Metazoa; Chordata; Actinopteri; Perciformes; Percidae. The coding region runs from base 370 to 1176 and encodes 268 amino acids. Gene Ontology annotation, molecular function: protein dimerization activity.
UCGGCGAAUCCUUUUUAAUAACCCGCCUCGAGAUAAUGAUGUAAAAAGACUCGAGCGUCUCGUGCGUAACGAUAAUCAUCGUGGAGAUCCGUUGAAGGUGAAUUAGAGACACAGAAAGAAGACAGAGAGAGAGAGAGAGAGAGAGAAAAGAGAGAGAGAGAGAGAGAGAGAGAGAGAGAGAGAGAGACUUAUUACAUGAGUCUCCUCCUCGUCUCCACACCUCAGCUGAUAGUCGCGCAAGCCUGCAACUUCCCCAUUGACACACAACUAAACUCGUAAAGCGCAAACCGAGGGACAAACUCAUAGAGGCGCGCACAAAGAGUUGCCAGAAGCGACCGUUGCCUGCAACAACGCGGAAUCCAAGAGGCUAUGGACAGAAGGAUGAACUUGAACGGCGGUGCAGGGGACAUUUUUCACAAAACUCUCAGCGCCGUGUCCACUAAAAAAAUGGACCCUUUCAGGUCGUCGGCCGGCAUUGAACUAGCAGCCAGAGACCGCCAGUCACCUAUCAGCUGCUUUGACCAGACCGAUCAAGACUCGAUUCAGCCGGGAGGACUGGCGGGAGGUAGAGGGGGGCCACUGGGUCUGCCGACCGGAUCUUUGUGCGUUAAUUUCGGUGAGAGCGCCAACAGGAUCUCGGCAGCGGAGAGCAGCGGCGGAGAGCAGAGUCAAGACGAUGACAGCGACGGCAGGUGUGACAUGGUCCUUUUGGCCGACGGGCGGACGGUGCCCUCGGGGAAAGGAGAAGGAGGUAAGAAAACCAAAGAGCAGAAAACACUGAGGCUAAACAUCAAUGCCAGAGAAAGACGACGGAUGCACGAUCUGAACGAUGCGCUGGAUGAGCUCAGAGGGGUCAUCCCUUACGCGCACAGCCCGUCAGUGCGGAAACUCUCCAAAAUUGCCACUUUGCUGCUCGCCAAAAACUACAUCCUUAUGCAGGCGCAGGCUCUGGAGGAGAUGAGGAGGCUAGUGGCGUAUCUCAACCAGGGACAAGCCAUCUCUGCUGCCUCGAUACCGGCCACCACUGCCCUCGCAGCUCCAGGCUUGGGCGCGUACGACCAGCCGCCCGGAUAUCCCUUCCCCACCGGAGUGGCUGCGUCCUCCUGCCCAGAUAAAUGUGCCCUAUUCAACAACGCCACCUCCAGCCUCUGCAAACAGUGCACUGACAAGCCUUAACUGCGCCUGACAGGACUCAGAGAAGCACAGGGGAGAAAAGAAACCACUUUUAAGAACACUUUUGGAGAGGGAAACCUGUGAGGCUACUGUUGUUGAAGUCAGUAGGCUAGAAACAAAGAAGUAAUGCCGAUGAAUACUUUUAUAAUAUUUACUAAAUGCAUUCAAAACGCGCUUUUUUGUUCAAACAAUACUUGAUUGUGUAUAUAAAUCAUCCUUAAAGUGCUGGUAUGAAUGGCAGUGAAGACCAAACACAAGUACAGUAGGCCUGUAAGAGUGGCUGCAAGUGUUGAGUGAGUUGUUGAUCACUUGCUCUGUUAUGGACCCUUUUGGAGAUUUUGGUGACCUGACAACCUGCGGCUUUUUCACUUAAAUAGAUGGACACUUUCCUGGAGCGUAGGUCCAACCUCACUUUCUGCUGCUUCCUUAUUUAUUUAUUUAUUUAUUUUGCGGGUUUUCUUUCAUACACCUCAGAGACAUUUGCUGUUUGCUUACUGGUUCAAGGCCUGUUUUAAUGAACUUUUCUAUUGAGCACGUGGAAUGUCAUGAACAAGGAUAAGUUAAAUGCUUAGAUGAUAUAGAUGACGUUAAGUCGUUUAAUCAGUCAGAUAUUUAUGUGUUAAUCCAGACACUUGUUAAUAGUUGCGCACGCCUAUUACAUUUCUUUUUUGGGGGCACUGUGAUAUAAUAAAAUUUCAGAAAAAUGUAGAGAACCUGAAUCAAUUUGUUUCAGGUGUUUCGGUGUGUCUUUUGUAAUUUAUUAAUUUGGAUAUUUAUAUUGGAUAUUUUUGCUUGCAUUGCACAUUGUAGUCUUUCUUAGUUGUUGUAUCUUUUGCGUUUUUUUCUUCUCACACAAGAUGAUCGAUGUCAUCAGAUGAAUCGCGUUGUCAGGUCAAGAUGUGGAUUAUUGUAGAUACUUUAGUUAUUAUAUGAGCAAAGAGGGCCAUUUGUAUGUAUUUCAGUGUUGAAAAGCUUUAUUAAAAUAUUUUGAACAACAGAAA